Molecule: messenger RNA, 2613 nt
Organism: Triticum aestivum (bread wheat)
Lineage: Eukaryota; Viridiplantae; Streptophyta; Magnoliopsida; Poales; Poaceae
Product: long chain acyl-CoA synthetase 6, peroxisomal
Exons: 24
Coding region: 172-2262 (696 amino acids)
Biological process (GO): fatty acid metabolic process
Cellular component (GO): endoplasmic reticulum; membrane
Molecular function (GO): long-chain fatty acid-CoA ligase activity
Source: RefSeq, a predicted model, not a curated record
CCGCAGCAACGGGCGGGUAUCAUCUAGUUCGAAGAAAUUCUUCCUCUGUUGCCCGUUUUGCCCAAACACCAUCGUCUCCGCUCUUCUCCGACGAGGUACACAUUCCGUUUCCCCUCUGCUCCGCUCCCCCACCUACCCUGCCCAGCAGCGCCAGCGACGGCAAACCCACCGAUGGACGCAACCGAGCGCCGCCUCCGCGCCGUCUCCGCCCACCUCCAGCCCCAAGCAACCGCCGCCCGCCGCACCUCCGAUAGCCUCGCCCCCAAUCCCACCGCAGGAGAGUACGCCCACGUGCUUGGCUACAGCGCUGUCCUCCCCGAGAAGUUGCAGACUGGAAAAUGGAACGUGUACCGAUCUGCACAUUCACCUAUAACGCUGAUAGAUAGAUUUUCAGACUACCCAGACAUUGGGACGUUGCACGAUAACUUUGUGAAUGCAGUUGAGACUUUCAGAGACUGUAGAUACCUAGGUACAAGGGUCCAUGCAGAUGGAACAAUUGGAGACUACAAAUGGAUGACUUAUGGAGAAGCUGGCACAAGCAGGACUGCAAUAGGUUCUGGUCUUAUUUGUCAUGGAAUACCUAAAGGCGCACGUGUUGGUCUGUAUUUUAUAAACAGACCUGAGUGGACCAUAGUUGACAAUGCUUGUUCUGCGUAUUCAUAUGUUUCUGUGCCACUAUAUGAUACUCUUGGUCCAGAUGCAGUUCAGUUCAUUGUGAAUCAUGCAUCACUAGAGGCUAUCUUCUGUGUUCCUCAAACACUAAGCACUUUGUUAAGCUUUAUAACUCAAAUGCCUUGUGUGCGCCUUAUCGUGGUAGUUGGUGGAAUCGAUGAGAAUAUGCCAUCUUCACCUGCAGCUGCUGGAAUGGAAAUCAUAACCUACUCCAUGCUACACAGACAGGGACAUAUGAGUCCCCAACCCUUUCGGCCUCCAAAACCUGAAGAUGUUGCCACUAUCUGCUACACUAGUGGCACUACUGGCACACCAAAGGGAGCUGUUCUUUCUCAUGCGAAUUUCAUUGCAAAUGUAGCAGGCCAGGACUUGGGCGUUAAGUUUUACCCCUCGGACGUGUACAUCUCAUAUCUACCUUUGGCACACAUCUACGAGAGAACUAACCAAAUAUGGCUCGUUCAUCGCGGUGCUGCCGUUGGGUUCUACCAAGGGGAUAAUUUGAAGCUGAUGGAUGAUCUUAAUACUCUGAAACCAACAGUAUUUGCGAGUGUUCCCCGGUUAUAUAACAAAAUUUAUGCUGCAAUUACAAAUGCUGUGAAGGAGUCUGGUGGGUUGAAAGAACGAUUAUUUCAUGCUGCAUAUAAUGCUAAGAGGCAAGCUAUUAUUAAUGGACGGAAUCCAUCCCCAGUGUGGGAUAAGCUGGUAUUUAACAAAAUAAAAGCUAGGCUGGGUGGACGAGUAAGGGUUAUGUCUUCAGGUGCUUCUCCAUUGUCGCCAGAUGUAAUGGAAUUCCUCAGAAUAUGCUUUGGUGGUGAUAUUCUUGAAGGCUACGGAAUGACGGAAACAUCUUGUGUCAUUACUUUAAUGGAUGUUGGUGAUAUAUCAAUUGGUCAUGUUGGAUCUCCCAAUCCUGCUUGUGAGGUUAAACUUGUGGAUGUCCCUGAAAUGAACUACACAUCUGAGGAUCAACCAUACCCUCGUGGAGAAAUAUGUGCCCGGGGACCUAUAAUAUUCCAGGGUUACUAUAAAGAUGAAGUUCAAACCAGAGAGGUCAUUGAUGAGGAUGGUUGGUUGCAUACUGGGGACAUAGGUUUGUGGCUGCCUGGAGGGCGCCUAAAGAUUAUAGACAGGAAAAAGAACAUUUUCAAGUUAGCUCAAGGAGAAUACAUAGCUCCGGAGAAGAUCGAGAAUGUUUAUGCCAAGUGCAAGUUCAUUGCCCAGUGCUUUGUAUAUGGCGAUAGCUUUAAUUCUUGCCUAGUUGCCGUUGUAGCAGUUGAGCCAGAGGUGUUGAAGAGUUGGGCUGCAUUAGAAGGAAUCCAGUAUGAGGAUUUAAGACAGCUCUGUUCUGAUCCUAGAGCAAGAGCUGCUGUGCUGGCUGACAUGGAUUCUAUUGGGAAGGAAGCACAGCUAAGAGGUUUUGAGUUUGUCAAAGCUGUUACUCUUGUUGCUGAACCAUUCACACUAGAAAAUGGCCUCCUCACCCCAACAUUCAAGGUCAAAAGACCGCAAGCAAAGGCGUAUUUUGCAAAAGAAAUCACAGAUAUGUAUGCACAAUUGCUUGAUGCAGAGUCAGCCAAGCCCAAGUUGUAAUUACACAAGUAAUGGUCAAAAUAAGCAGUCAAUCAAGGAACCAAAACUAAUCUUUCCAAUCAACAACAGCCUGGGCAAGUGCUUGGUGCAGUUAAUUUGAUUACCGUGGUCAAGUAUAACUGGAUGAGCCCAGCAUAUGCAUCUUCUUAACUUCUUUUCCCUUUUUUACAAUAUACACUCAUGUAAUCCUGCCGUUGUAAAGAUAUAUAGAAUAACAUAUUGGUGCCCUAAUUUUGAUCUGCUGUAUGUGCAAUAUAUUACAAGAAAAGCCAAGUGUACGCAAAAUCAGGAAUUAAGCUGCUGUGCGUGGUAAUAUAUGAUAACCACAUGACGUCUUGAUAUUUUUAGUUA